This is a messenger RNA of Microbotryum saponariae, 1083 nucleotides long. The record is from the annotation of a GenBank genome assembly. NCBI's taxonomy places the organism in Eukaryota, Fungi, Basidiomycota, Microbotryomycetes, Microbotryales, Microbotryaceae.
AUGGUGCUCAUCAAGUUUCCUCUCUUCCCCGAAACGGAACGAAAGAUGUUUUUUUCCCAAAUUUUCGACCUAAUGCGCCCUGCAGUGGCGCGCUCGGCAACUCGCCCCGCGCUCGAUCAGUCACGUGAUCGAGUGUUGUUCAACACGCUCAUUUUUGCCCCAAUUUCUCGCCGCACCUCCCUCCUGACCUCCAAGGUUGGUGAGAAACAGACUGAUUACAUGGAACUAAAAAAAUAUCACCCUAGCUGACGGUACAAUAUAAUCGAUCAAGCCGCGAUGGCUGAGGCCUUCUCCGAAGCCAUCUUCUUCUCCCACUCGACCGCACCGUUGUAGCCGACGUCGUAGGCGUGGAAUUCAGCGGGGUUACUUGGAAAACGACGAAUCGGAUAGUUCUAGGAGCGCCCCUUCAGCUCGAGUUGGAUCUUCCCACUGGCCUCAGUGCUUACAAAGCUUCAACCGACCGGCGGUUCGCAACGAAGGCACCCCUUGCCCUGCGAACCGAACUGCGCCUUUCCAAGACCCCGUCCUCAACGAGCGCAACUACAAGCUGCAUUCGACCGCAUUCGCGGCAGAGAUGUACGGUAGAGCUGGCUUCGCACAAGAGUUUGUCCAAGUCCUUCCACGGCUGUACGAGAAGACCAAGCUCAAGGUCGAGCAACCCGGCCAAUUGAGUGGCGCCCCGACGCGCGCGAGCAGCCCUCAUCCAGGGCCUGCCACAACGUCUACAGCGGCAAGACCGAGUACAGCGUUUCCCGAGACGCUGGGCCUCAAGUCUACCGGAUGGCACGACAUGGACGCGCCUCGUGGAGACGGGUACGACAUGCUCGACUUUAAGAGCCUGUGGCCUUACCUGCUUGGGAACGGGGUCUUGACGUCUUCGAAAGACCUGUUGAUGGUGGAUCCGCUCAAAGGGACGGCGAUGGGUCAGGGUUUGAUGGUGCAAUCUUCGACAUCGCACGGACAUGGCACGAUGAACUUUGAUUAUUUUGAACUUAUGAUACACGAGAAAGUUCAACUAGUGUGGCCGCAUGAGUUUUCGUGGCGCAGUCGAAGUUUGACCCCUAUCAGAAUAUCACGGAUUAA